ACAGCCCCAUGGACCGUGUAAAUUGGCGUAACAUCGUUAACGAUGUUUUAUCAAAUUAAUUGAUGUAACACCAACUAAAUAAAAAUAAAUAAUAGUGUUAUCAUGUCCUCUUCGAACGGGGCUCUGUAGUUACUUAUAAACCAGUGCUGGUUGUUUAUGUUUCACUUCGUUUACACGAGCUGUAGCAUCCUUUGUACUAAUCAGUAAUGGUAAUUAGGUUUCGAAGCUAACGUGUGAUCAAUCAACAUAAAAAUAUGUGUUUGGUGGAACUCGUCGUUAUACAAUUAGUGAUUGUGAGGAUGCUAAUAAUGGUAUUUGAAGGAAUAUUGAAGAUAGAAGCUUAGGGCAUAUUAAAAGUCCCAGUACUACCCCUAUCGCUACUGACAAAGAAGAAGAACUUGUGGGUUAAAAUCUCUAAGAAAUUCUGAACAUUUUUUUAAGGAAGCUCUGAAGACUACUUUGAAAAUUUUCUCAAGUACAUUCUAUGGAAGAAUUAUUGAUUAAAUUCCUGGAGAACUGAGGACUUUUUCGAGAAAUUCCGGGUAGAAUUUUGGAGCAAUCUGUGGAAUUACAGUUGUGUUCAGAAUACGUGAUCUGCAUGUUUACUUCAAAUAUGUGGCUUUCAAACAAUUCUUUUCAAUGUCGAAAAAACAACUAUUUUUUUUACCAGGUCGGGAAGCAAUAAAACUUUUUGUUGUUUCAAACUAACUCUAACUAACUCCUUGAUAAAUGGUUUAAACCAUAUCCGAGGAAAACCUUUGCUAUCAUCGCUCCAAGUCAUGCGAAUGGAAUAUUUUGUUUGGCAUCACUGUUAUUCUUAAUCAUUAUGACAUCAGUAAAUCAGUUUUACAGGUAAAGGCAAGGUUACAGGUCAUAUUAUUCAAAAUCAUAUCAUAUUUGGAGAAAUGGCAAACGAUAUUAUACAAAAUACUCGAAGUAAUAAUUUAAUGAUUAUCGAAGACGAGCGCAAUCAGAAGCGACUACAACACAUUUUGUUCGAGACGGCUGUACGAUAUGCAACUGGGAACAAACAUGUAAUUUUUGUAACUGAAAAACCAAUCGAUAGUGUUCCAUCAGAAGUGCUCAGCAACUACAGCUCUAUCUAUAAGAAAAUCAUUUUUGUUUAUUCAAAAUCGGCUGAAGCAAUCCUAUUGAAACUGAACGACAUCAAAGCCUGGAACUUCACACCCAGUUUGGUGAUAGUGGAAUCCAUUCAGAAUCUGUUGCGCAAACCUGGCAGCAGUGGCGAGGACCUAAAUUUCUCCUACAGCGUUUUCCUCUCGUCGGUAUUGGAUUCGGUGUGCUAUUAUUCACGCAAGCAGGGAGACAGAUCGCAGUGCAUCAUUACGAUGGCUAGGGACGUUAUCGAGACGGGACACUUGAUAGUGGAACCAUUCUUCCAACAGCAAAAUGUGAUUCCUGGACGAAGUAUCAACACAUGCUCUGAUGUGCUGGAUGCAUUGAGAGAAUGUGGCUGACAAUUUAAUUCAUUUCAUUCAAAGAAAAAAUUUCUAACAAAGAGCUGCUUUAAGUAUUACCUAUAUAUAUACCUAUAUGAUAUGAACCUAUAUAAAUGUAUUCCUAUCA
Messenger RNA from Aedes aegypti (yellow fever mosquito), 1587 nucleotides. RefSeq lists its product as uncharacterized. The record is from RefSeq and is a predicted model, not a curated record. Lineage: Eukaryota; Metazoa; Arthropoda; Insecta; Diptera; Culicidae. The coding region runs from base 906 to 1478 and encodes 190 amino acids. The transcript has 3 exons.